CUGGAGUUGAUAAAUUAUAUUCUUCUUGUUAUAUAAAAAUUAUUGAUUCUGAAAGAUAUCAAAAAUCAACUAUUAAUAAAAAUAAUCAAUUAAAUAAUAUAGAUAAUUUAACAGAUAUUAAUAAAUCUAAUAUUUCAACAAAUAUAAUGGAUAUUAAUAAUUUAAUAGAAUCAAAUGAAUUUAAUAUUACAAUUAAUAUAGUUGAUAAUAUGAUUUUAAUUGAUAAAACAAAUUUUAAUCAAAUAGUCAAGUUAAUUGCUCAAAGGGAUUUAAAAAUAGAAACUUUAAUAGAGCAAAAUAAUAUUAAUUUAACAAUAUUAAAUAAUUCAGAAUUAUUAACAACUGUAUUAUUAAAAUAUCAACAAAAUAAUAAUAGAUAUUUAUUAGAUCUGAUACAAUUUCAACAAAUAAUUGAAACAAAUGAACCAAAAUUAAUAGGAUUUUUUGAUGAAAUUAUUAAUGCAUUAAUUCCAAAAAAAAGACUUACUAAAAAUAAAGAAAAAGCAAAAAAACAAGUAGUUGCAUAUUGCUAUUUUUAG
Molecule: messenger RNA, 539 nt
Organism: Racocetra persica
Lineage: Eukaryota; Fungi; Glomeromycota; Glomeromycetes; Diversisporales; Gigasporaceae
Source: the annotation of a GenBank genome assembly